This is a messenger RNA of Colletotrichum phormii, 1024 nucleotides long. RefSeq lists its product as uncharacterized. NCBI's taxonomy places the organism in Eukaryota, Fungi, Ascomycota, Sordariomycetes, Glomerellales, Glomerellaceae. The transcript has a single exon. The coding region runs from base 124 to 906 and encodes 260 amino acids. The record is from RefSeq and is a predicted model, not a curated record.
UCCAAUAGCAUCGAAUAUGCUAUCUCGCUGGUCAAGUUGUCCCUUCUCGCGAGAACUGAAGAUUCGACUAUUUUGCGCUACGCCUUCCUGUCGUCUGCACCAGUGGACAAAGAUUUGGGCAGAAUGCUCGCCGUAUCAACCAGCGCAUCAGAGAUUUCCGUUACGACUUUCCACUUAACACAGCAAGCCAAUUUGCCGAGUCUGUCGAAUUUGAGAUGGGUUCAAUACGACGCAACCGAUGAGGGGUACCCAGACGCUGUGAUGAAGGCGGUCGCUCCGGACUACAGCAUGGACCAGGAAUCGAAGUCUUCGGUAUACAAGAUGAUGGGAACACUGUUUUUCUGGGACGAAGGAUGCGAAUGGUGUCGGAAUGUUCAAACGCAGAGGGUUCAAGUGGCCUUCAACACGCACCUGGUCAGAGGCGAGGCUAGUGGAAAAAUCUCUAUCGGCCCUUCGCCGAUUGCAUGGUCGGACUUUGACAAGGAUGAGCAACAUUUGGUUCUUCUGAAGACGGAGACAAAGGAGAUGUUUGACAAAGAGACGCCGCUCGUGGUCAGGGCAAAAGCGCCGCUGUCGAGGGCCAGGAUGCUGGCCCAAAUAAGUUGGUCCUUGGACACGGAAGUGGGGCAGGCGGAUAGAACCAUCCACGCCCAGGUGGCACUGCAGGAUAUCCUUGACGCGAAACCCGAAAGGGAAUUCGAAGAGAUUCACCUUGCGCAAUUCAUCAUCCAUGUGAUGUAUGACUGCCCUAGCAUCAACCUUGACCGUCUUCGUGAUUGCUUCGUGUCCAGAGAGUCGGCAUUCGCUGAGGCUAUUCGCCGGCUUCAUGUUCUUGGGUACAUCUACUACGACGAGGACGGAGUCAGUGUGCAUCUCAAUGUGGAACAGGCAGGGAAGACGCUUUAAGUCAUUGAUGGCGUGGGGAAUGAAUUGUCAGUGGCCUGCUUUCUGGCCUGCAUUACACCGGAUACGCCCGUCACGGUGCGGUCCGCAAUGAAUGAUUGACAUUGCGACCAUUGCGCUC